This is a messenger RNA of Equus quagga, 3280 nucleotides long. RefSeq names its product unc-45 myosin chaperone A (gene UNC45A). NCBI's taxonomy places the organism in Eukaryota, Metazoa, Chordata, Mammalia, Perissodactyla, Equidae. The record is from RefSeq and is a predicted model, not a curated record. Bases 125 to 2914 code for a protein of 929 amino acids. Gene Ontology annotation, molecular function: Hsp90 protein binding. The transcript is spliced from 20 exons.
GCCCCUUCUCGUUCACCGCCUUGGACGCCGGACUGGGGCGGGGCAGCGACUGCAGAUUCCUGAGCCCUGACCCACCCCCGCCCCAGAGACUGCGGCUGCGCGGGCCCGGGACAUCUGCAUCGUGAUGACUGCCAGCUCAGUGGAGCAGCUGCGGAAGGAGGGCAACGAGCUGUUCAAAUGCGGGGACUACCAGGGAGCCCUGACGGCCUACACCCAGGCCCUGGAUCUGGGCGCGACGCCCCAGGACCAGGCCAUUCUGUACCGGAACCGGGCCGCCUGCCACCUCAAGCUGGAAGAUUACGACAAGGCCGAAACGGAGGCAUCCAAAGCCAUUGAAAAGGACGGCGGGGAUGUCAAAGCGCUUUACCGACGCAGCCAAGCCCUAGAGAAGCUGGGCCGCCUGGACCAGGCUGUCCUUGACCUGCAGAGAUGUGUGAGCCUGGAGCCCAAGAACAAAGUUUUCCAGGAGGCCCUGCGGAACAUCGGGGGCCAGAUUCAGGAGAAGGUGCGAUACAUGUCCUCGACGGAUGCCAAAGUGGAGCAGAUGUUUCAGAUACUACUGGACCCGCAGGAGAAAGGCACUGAGAAGAAGCAGAAGGCUUCUCAGAACCUGGUGGUGCUGGCCCGGGAGGAUGCCGGAGCUGAGAAGAUCUUCCGGAGUAACGGGGUUCAGCUCUUGCAACGCCUGCUUGACACGGGAGAGAGUGACCUGAUGCUGGCAGCUCUGCGCACCCUGGUCGGCAUUUGCUCUGAGCACCAGUCACGGACAGUGGCGACCUUGAGUGUGCUGGGAACACGGCGCGUGGUCUCCAUCCUGGGCGUGGAGAACCAGGCUGUGUCCCUGGCUGCCUGCCACCUGCUGCACGUUAUGUUUGAUGCCCUCAAGGAAGGUGUCAAGAAAGGAUUCCGAGGCAAAGAAGGCGCCAUCAUCGUGGAUCCCGCCCGGGAGCUGAAGGUCCUCAUCAGUAACCUCUUGGAGCUACUGACUGAGGUGGGGGUCUCGGGCCAAGGCCGAGACAAUGCCCUGACCCUCCUCAUCAAAAUGGUACCCCGAAAGUCUCCCAAGGACCCCAACAACAGCCUCGCCCUCUGGGUCAUUGACCAAGGUCUGAAGAAGAUUCUGGAGGUGGGGGGCUCUGUGCAGGACGCUCCCGGGGAGCUCACGGUGACGGCCAACAGCCGCAUGAGCGCCUCCAUCCUCCUCAGCAAGCUCUUCGAUGACCUGAAGUGCGAUGCCGAGAGGGAGAAUUUCCACCGACUCUGCGAAAACUACAUCAAGAGCUGGUUUGAGGGCCACGGGCUGGCCGGGAAGCUGCGGGCCAUCCAGACGGUGUCCUGCCUCCUGCAGGGCCCAUGUGACGCCGGCAACCGGGCCCUGGAGCUGAGUGGCGUCAUGGAGAGCGUGAUCGCUCUGUGUGCCUCUGAGCAGGAGGAGGAGCAGCUGGUGGCUGUGGAGGCCCUGAUCCACGCGGCCGGCAAGGCCAAGCGGGCCUCGUUCAUCACCGCCAAUGGUGUCUCGCUGCUGAAGGACCUGUACAAGCGCAGCGAGAAGGACAGCAUCCGCAUCCGGGCGCUGGUGGGACUUUGUAAGCUGGGCUCGGCCGGUGGCACUGACUUUAGCAUGAAGCAGUUUGCUGAAGGCUCCACUCUCAAACUGGCCAAGCAGUGUCGAAAGUGGCUGUGCAAUGACCAGAUUGACGCAGGCACUCGGCGCUGGGCAGUGGAGGGCCUGGCCUACCUCACCUUUGAUGCCGACGUGAAGGAAGAGUUUGUGGAGGACGAGGCUGCCCUCAAGGCCCUGUUCCAGCUCAGCAGGUCCGAGGAGAGGUCGGUGCUCUUCGCGGUGGCCUCAGCGCUGGUGAACUGCACCAACAGCUACGACUACGAGGAACCCGACCCCAAGAUGGUGGAGCUGGCCAAGUAUGCCAAGCAGCACGUGCCCGAGCAGCACCCCAAGGACAAACCGAGCUUCGUGCGGGCUCGGGUGAAGAAGCUGCUGGCAGCGGGCGUGGUGUCGGCCUUGACGUGCAUGGUGAAGACCGAGAGCCCGGUGCUGACGAGUUCCUGCCGCGAGCUGCUCUCCAGGGUCUUCCUGGCUUUGGUGGAGGAGGCUGAGGACCGCGGCACCGUGGUCGCUCAGGGAGGGGGCAAGGCUUUGCUCCCGCUGGCCCUGGAGGGCACUGACGUGGGGCAGACGAAGGCGGCCCAGGCUCUCGCCAAGCUCACCAUCACCUCCAACCCAGAGAUGACCUUUCCUGGCGAGCGGGUCUACGAGGUGGUGCGGCCCCUUGUCUCCUUGCUGCACCUCCACUGCUCGGGCCUGCAGAACUUCGAGGCACUCAUGGCUCUGACAAACCUGGCGGGCAUCAGUGAGAGGCUCCGGCAGAAGAUCCUGAAGGAGAAGGCCGUGCCCAUGAUUGAGGGCUACAUGUUUGAGGAGCACGAGAUGAUCCGACGGGCGGCCACGGAGUGCAUGUGUAACCUGGCCAUGAGCAAGGAGGUGCAGGACCUCUUUGAAGCCGAGGGCAAUGACCGGCUGAAACUGCUGGUGCUGUACAGUGGCGAGGACGACGAGCUGCUCCAGCGCGCGGCUGCUGGGGGCCUGGCCAUGCUCACUUCCAUGCGGCCCUCGCUCUGCAGCCGCAUCCCCCAAGUGACCACGCACUGGCUGGAGAUCCUGCAGGCCCUGCUUCUGAGCCCCAACCAGGAGCUGCAGCACCGGGGCGCCGUGGUGGUGUUGAACAUGGUGGAGGCCUCGAGAGAGAUUGCUAGCACCUUGAUGGAGAGCGAGGUGCUGGAGAUCCUGUCGGUGCUGGCUAAGGGCAAAGAGAGCCCCGUCACCAGGGUGGCCGCAGCUUGCCUGGGCAAAGCGGUGGACUAUGGGCUUAUCAAGCCCAACCAGGAUGGAGAGUGAGGGGCUGCUAAUGCACACGCUACCUACCACAGCACAGGGGGCCAGGACAGACACGGCCUUGCUGGUGGGGGCUGGGUCCCAAACACUCUGGCCUCUCCUCUGCAGCUGCCCUUUGAUGUCCUCUGCUCUGAGUCAGGGGCCACAUCAGUCACAGCCCUGCUCUGCCAGCACUGCCUCCAGCCUCACGCUGCAGGGCCCUCUCCUGUACUACUGUAGAUAGCUGAGGGUGGGGAAGGUGACUCCGAACUCAGCCUGUGGAUUCCUGCACUGGGAAGGGCAUGUUGAGCAGCCUCACCACCUUGAGCACCACCUGAGCCAGCUAGCAGGCCUGCUGCUGACCCACUAAUAAAAGUGUGUGAAAUCGAA